Messenger RNA from Anopheles nili, 925 nucleotides. RefSeq lists its product as uncharacterized. Bases 1 to 504 code for a protein of 167 amino acids. The record is from RefSeq and is a predicted model, not a curated record. The transcript is spliced from 3 exons. NCBI's taxonomy places the organism in Eukaryota, Metazoa, Arthropoda, Insecta, Diptera, Culicidae.
AUGGAGCACGCCCUUAGGCGGUACGUGAAAGCCCACGGGUACGCGAUCGCCGUGGCUGCCCUAUUUUUCGGGUGCAUUUUCGUCGCAACCAUUCUCGCCGACGAUCAGCUGAGUCGCACCGCAAGCGCAUAUGCUUUCUUUCGGUCGCGCCCACUUGAGCAAUUGCUGUUUUCGAUCGCGUGGGUCGUCGCUGGGCUGAUUUUCUUGCUGGGACUGAUCUGCGAUCGCAAAGAGGCCAUCUUUCCGUUUGCAACGAUCUUCCUGGUUGAGUGGAGCCUCAUUCUGGUGCAGCUGGUCAGCAGGUUCGAACAUCGGAGCCCGAUCGAGGUGAUCCUGUCGGCCGAGACGGCGGUGUUCCUAUUGGUGCCGAUGUACGUGGGCUACACGCUGAUCAUCCUGUACCGGGCGAUCGAUAGCCAGUACAAAGACGAGGAGGACGUUGAGCAGGCUCACCGUCCGGUGAAGUUCUUUUUCGGCGACGAGCCCGAUGACACCUACAGCUAGAAGCUCACCGUGUCAUAGAGGGAUUUUUAAUUAUUUUAAGGCUAGUUUAAAGUUGUUUCUCGAAUUUAAGUUAGUUUAAGCGAAUAACACGACCGUGAGCGAAGUAAAAACCACACACCAUGAUAAAGUGACUUGCUGCGAUUCUUGCGCCAUCAUGAACGCCUGCUAUCUCGCGCCGCAUGCACAGGAUCCGAAAGCAAUAGCAUUCAACAGAAAUGACGUAAAUCAUGAACGUGUGAUUGUUGCUGCAGCUAAUCCUGUUCCCUAUCAAUUGAACAACACCAGACACCAUUUGUGAUUAAUCAUCAAGCCGAUGCUCGUUACUGGGGAAGAUUUCUGUAAAAUACCUCACGGUUCAAAUCUCGGAGAAUGAAACCCCAUAACGGCCGUAAACAGAGUGAUAAGAACGGUUCUAGGACCA